AUGUCGCUGCAUAAAAAGUCGGCUGCAGGAGCUCGUGCUACUGUACCGGUGGCCCAUGUGGGAGUAUUCUCGUGGACGGUGGCUUUCCAAGUCUCCCACGCGUGUGAAAAUGCUCCAAAAUUUACACGUCAUACAUGUUCUGUAGUGACAAGGGCUGACACAGAUGCCGAUGAGUUGUCUGAUGACUCAAAUCGCACCGUUGAGAUUGAUGGUGUGCGAAUUACCAUCAGACCCAUGCUAACCACGUCACAGAAGAACUUCAAGCAGCUCAAUCAUUGCAAGACCAUUACUUCUCAGAGCAAUACGCAACGACGGUGUACCAUCACGAGAGAGGAUGUUAGUCUGCCAGGAAGUCGUUGUUUUCUGCUUCAUGGCCUGUUAACAGCAGAAGAGUGUCGUUUCUACGUCGACGAGACGGAGAGAGUUGGCUAUUCGAGUCUCUCCAAUUUGUUUGAGACUGAGUAUCGUUCAAAUGACAGAUUGUUGUCAAUUAGUGAAGAGCUGGCUGCCGGAAUUUACCGCCGUCUGGAGCCUUACUUGGAGCGUAGAGACAUUCUUCGCAUUCGACCAGUGGGAUUUGGUAAUCAGGGCACUUGGAAACCGCGCAGACUUAACGAAUGCUUCAAAUUUGGAAAAUAUGAACCUGGUGGACAUUUUAGUCCUCACUUAGAUGGACCAUGGGUUCCUCGUGAGGAUGAGAGCUCAGUGUACACAGUGGUUAUCUACUUGAAUGAUGGCUAUGAAGGUGGUCACACAAAAUUCUUAUCGCCUGCCACUGGCCAAGUUGUGUACACUGUGACUCCUAGACAAGGUUUAGCAUUGGUGUUCAAUCAUGAUACUCUUCAUGAAGGAACACAAGUGAUCACUGGGACAAAAUAUAUUAUUAGAACAGAGAUCAUGUUUUAUCGUGUUGACACAGAGAUGAUUCCUGAUCAUUUGUCUUAUAAAAGCGAUGAGAGCUAUGUUGAGACAUUGGCUUUAUAUGUAAAAUCACAUGAUCUAGAGCAAGCUGGUGAUACCUCGGGUUUUACAGAUAGCUAUUUGAAAGCAUUGAAACUUCAAAUUGAGGCUCAACAGUCAGUUGGAGCAGAUGCAGAAGCACUUAGUACAUGGGCUCUUCCUUACGAGUUAUAUGUUUAUGUGUUCUCAUAUCUCCAACCUUCUGAUUUGUGCGGAUGUAUGAGAGUCUGCAAGGUAUUGCAAUUUUGUAUAUCAAUGUUUAAUGAUUUGAUAUGA
Molecule: messenger RNA, 1236 nt
Organism: Corticium candelabrum
Lineage: Eukaryota; Metazoa; Porifera; Homoscleromorpha; Homosclerophorida; Plakinidae
Exons: 4
Coding region: 1-1236 (411 amino acids)
Biological process (GO): peptidyl-proline hydroxylation to 4-hydroxy-L-proline
Cellular component (GO): endoplasmic reticulum
Molecular function (GO): protein binding; procollagen-proline 4-dioxygenase activity; iron ion binding
Source: RefSeq, a predicted model, not a curated record